UUGACUACGAAGUAUUAAGGCUGACUUGCCAAACUGCGAGUUGCUCUCUCUCUCUCUCUCUCUCUCUCUGCUCAGUGUGUCUGUGCAAUCGACAGGGGAAACUGACCACUCGAUCGUCUUUGCUUUCGGUUUCGAUGCUGAUCUUGUUCGUCAAUGAAAGCCAGGGACCUCACUUCCGCUUUGUGUCGAAUUGUGUAUUACAACUUUUCUGAGAACUGAGGAUUGAAAAUUUGAGAGCUGAGAAAUUCUUCGAGAAGGCCAGCGAGCUCUACAAGGAUUAGCACUGAAGAGAGAGAGAGAGAUUAGAUCAAGUAUUAAUUUGAGUAACUUACAGCUCGCCUUGGCUGAUACUUCAUAACAUAAAUUUGGCAUUUCAGAUAAAGUUAAAGAGCAGUCAUUGGAAGAGUGUUAUAAUGCUCACAUGGAAGAGGAACUAACAGUGAGGACCACAUUGCAACAAUGGCAACAAUAAGAAAAAGCCAGAGAACUGGCGGAUCCAGCACAACCAGGCUGCAGAUGUCGGCUGUUGCCGUUGCUAGCAAUGAAGACCUCUUGAGAGAGAUUCUUACACGUCUUCCUGUGAGACCUCUUGUCAGACUCAAGGUUGUGUGCAAACAAUGGUGCUUUCUCAUCUCUGAUCCUGAGUUUUUUAUCAGUCAUGCCCGCAGAAACAGUAGAUCCAAUGGUUUAUUGUUGAAAUGUCUCAAACAAGCCCCAGGACUUUCACUCGUACCCCUUGAGGAGUAUCAACCUCCUAGGGUUUUACCAUUCAACUUCCUCAACAAGCGGGGUACAAAUGUUUUAGAUUCUUGCAAGGGCUUGUUGUGCUAUUCUAUGGCAGAUCUUCACGAUCCCAUGCUCAUUUCUUACUAUGUUUGUAAUCUUUCUUCCGGGGAUUCCACAAGAAUCGGUGUGUUUGAUGCGCUGUCAACAACACGUGGGAGAGUUGUCUUUGUAUCUUUUGAUCCUUUGAAGUCAGUUCACUACAAAGUUAUCUUCAUUCAUCAAAUAUCUUCCUCAUCAUCUGACUUUCUACUGAAAAUUGAUAUUUACUCAUCGGUGACCCAAUCUUGGAAGCCUGCCAAAGAUGUCAUAGUACCAUAUGAUGCAGGAUUUAAAAAUGAAGCAGUUUACAUGAAUGGUGCUAUUUACUGGUAUGAUCAAACCCGGAAAGCAGUUUGGUACCUUGAUUUAGAUGCAGAAUGUCUAGACAAAGUGCCGGAUUCAAUGGAUUGGCAGAAAAUAAGUUCUGUCAAGUAUUUUGGAGAGUCAAGCGGCAACUUGCAUCUCAUUGCAACAUGCAGACUCCAAACUACGCUACUUACUAUCUAUGAGAUGAAACAAGACAGGUCUGGUUGGUUUGUGAAAUAUCAUUGUGAUCUUAGUGUUCUGGCAGAUGCAUUCCCAAGGAUAUUCUGCGCUCACUAUGAUAACCUUCAUGUGUAUCAUCUCUUGUGCCUACUAGAAGGAGAAACAAAGGAGGAGGCAACUCUUGUGAUGGCAGUACCUGGGGAAUUGAUUUCUUACAAUCUCAAGACAAAUGCCUCAAAGACUCUGUGUCAAUUUGGAAUGUUUGGAGUAAUAUAUAACCGGAAUGGGGCUUAUGAAUUGGAGACCCUUGGGAUCAAGACUUAUCAAUACUUGGAGACCCUUGCUCGCAUUUGAACACUGUUUUUAAUAAGAUUGUAAUAAAAUAGAAAAGAGAGAACGAAAUUAGGAGUAGAAAUCUAAAAAAUAUGUUUGGCAUUGGUUACUGCUGAACUCACUUGGGUGCAAUAUCUUCUUAAAGACUUUGGUGUCUUUCUUUCUACGCCACCUGUGUUGUUUUGCGACAUUGUUAGUUUUCAAUCCUGUCUUUCAUGCUCAGACCAAGCACAUUGAAAUAGACUAUCACUUCAUCCGUGAGCAUCUUUUAUUGGGAGUUAAAGCGAUGAGUUGGGUAAGCUUCCUAAGUGUAUGGCUGAUCUGGUACGAUUGUUUUCAACAAGUAGUGCAAUAUAAAAGUAUUCUAUGAGCGAGAA
Messenger RNA from Juglans regia (Persian walnut), 2021 nucleotides. RefSeq names its product F-box protein At5g07610-like. NCBI's taxonomy places the organism in Eukaryota, Viridiplantae, Streptophyta, Magnoliopsida, Fagales, Juglandaceae. The transcript is spliced from 3 exons. Gene Ontology annotation, molecular function: protein binding. The record is from RefSeq and is a predicted model, not a curated record. The coding region runs from base 460 to 1665 and encodes 401 amino acids.